Molecule: messenger RNA, 6105 nt
Organism: Carassius gibelio (silver crucian carp)
Lineage: Eukaryota; Metazoa; Chordata; Actinopteri; Cypriniformes; Cyprinidae
Gene: hcn4l
Product: hyperpolarization activated cyclic nucleotide-gated potassium channel 4l
Exons: 8
Coding region: 390-3956 (1188 amino acids)
Biological process (GO): transmembrane transport; potassium ion transport
Cellular component (GO): membrane
Molecular function (GO): voltage-gated potassium channel activity
Source: RefSeq, a predicted model, not a curated record
GUCGGUGGUGCGUGCUUAUUUGCUCUCUGCGCUUCUAUGGCAACGUAAUAGAUUCUCCAUCCCCACGCAUGUUACCACGACUGAUCCGGACAUCUUUUGCACAUUGGAUUACUGAUGUGUCAAUGGCCGGGGGCUCCGCACGUGCUGUUUGAAGAGUAGUUUGGAAAGGAGGGUGCAAUGAUUUGUCAUUGAGACGCGCGUCAAAUUGUUCCUCAUUCAGACACGUCCGUCCGUCUUCCCGCAUCCAGUGCGCGCGCUCGGUGUCUUGUAUUACAGAUACAGCGGGAUGCAUAUGUGUGCAUUCAUAUUUUUGACGACCUAUUUUCCUGCCUGCGUCUCCUCUCAGAUGAUACCGUCUGUCAUUUGUUCCGUUAAGGUGGUCGAUCACAAUGGAUAGGGUGCAUUCUUCCAUGCGCAAACGGCUCUAUAGUUUGCCCCAUCAGUUUGGACACAAGGGUGUUAUGACUCGAGACGGCGAAGACAGCUACAAGGACACUCGGAGGAAAAGUGUCAAGAUGAAGCAUCUUCCCUCACCCUCCUCCACGGGGAGCUCUAAAGGUGUCAGCGAGGCCAAGAGCGGAGACGCGGAGACCGAUGUGGGGAAACCAUUCAGAACCAACGUGAACGGCGACUGCCGGAGGUUCAGAGGCAGCCUCUCUUCCAUCACCAGUCGGCAUGCUCCAGACGCGGAUCUGGCCGAGCAGAGGUGCCUCAUCGGGGAUGCGAGCCCCGAGGACGACGGUCCCUUGGAGCAACCCGGACCUGGAGAGAGCCUGGGCGCGCAGGGCGGCAGCGAUGACGGGGCACACGAGCCGCCCGCUGAAGAACAGUCGAGUUUCGUAAAGUUGGAAGGUAUCGAUCAAAUCAUGCCUGACGAUGAGCGGCUGUACCAAGCGGGCUUCAUGCACAGACAGUUAGGCGCGAUGCUUCAACCAGGGGUCAACAAGUUCUCCCUUCGAAUGUUCGGGAGCGAGAAGGCGGUGGAGCGCGAGCAGGAACGGGUCAAAUCUGCAGGCUUUUGGAUCAUUCACCCAUACAGUGACUUCAGGUUCUACUGGGACCUGAUCAUGCUCUUGUUGAUGGUGGGCAACCUGAUCAUCAUCCCCGUAGGCAUCACCUUCUUUAAAGAUGAACACACCCCCGCCUGGAUAGUCUUUAACGUGGUCUCUGACACAUUCUUCCUGGUUGACCUGGUGCUGAACUUCCGCACCGGGAUCGUCAAAGAAGACAGCACGGAAAUCAUCCUGGACCCUCAGCAGAUCAAGGUGAGGUAUCUUCGGAGCUGGUUCGCUGUGGAUUUCAUCUCCUCCAUCCCUGUGGAUUACAUCUUCCUCAUUGUGGAGACCCGCAUCGAUUCGGACUUCUACAAGACGGCCCGUGCUUUGAGGAUUGUGCGUUUCACUAAAAUACUCAGUCUGCUUCGGCUGCUGAGAUUGUCCAGACUCAUUAGAUACAUCCACCAAUGGGAGGAGAUUUUUCACAUGACCUAUGACCUGGCCAGUGCCAUGGUGCGCAUUGUGAAUCUCAUUGGAAUGAUGUUGUUGCUGUGCCACUGGGACGGAUGCUUGCAGUUCCUGGUGCCCAUGCUGCAGGAUUUCCCUUCAGACUGCUGGGUGGCCAAAAACAAAAUGGUGAAUGACACAUGGGGUCAGCAGUACUCUUACGCCCUGUUUAAGGCCAUGAGCCACAUGCUGUGUAUUGGGUAUGGCAUGCACCCUCCGGUGGGCAUGACGGACGUGUGGCUGACCAUCCUCAGCAUGAUCGUGGGUGCAACCUGCUAUGCCAUGUUUGUGGGCCACGCCACCGCCCUCAUUCAGUCACUGGACUCCUCACGCAGGCAGUACCAGGAGAAGUACAAGCAGGUGGAGCAGUACAUGUCGUUCCACAAACUUCCUACAGACAUGCGGCAGAGGAUUCAUGAUUACUAUGAGCAUCGCUAUCAGGGGAAGAUGUUCGACGAGGAGAGCAUUCUGGGAGAACUAAAUGAGCCACUCAGAGAGGAAAUCAUCAGUUUUAACUGUCGAAAGCUUGUGGCUACUAUGCCGUUGUUCGCCAACGCAGAUCCCAACUUUGUGACCUCCAUGCUCACCAAGUUACGUUUCGAGGUGUUCCAGCCAAAAGACUACAUUAUCAAAGAGGGGACCGUUGGCAAGAAGAUGUAUUUCAUCCAACACGGUGUACUAACUGUUCUGACGAAGGGCAGCAAAGAGACAAAGAUCUCAGACGGGUCUUACUUCGGAGAGAUCUGUUUGCUGACUCGAGGCAGAAGAACAGCCAGUGUAAGAGCAGACACAUACUGUCGUCUGUACUCGCUCUCUGUGGACCAUUUCAACGAGGUGUUGGAGGAGUACCCCAUGAUGCGACGCGCCUUUGAGACCGUAGCCCUCGAUCGGCUUGACCGCAUAGGAAAACAGAGCUCUGUACUCCAGCACAAGGUCCAACGGGAUCUCAAUUCCGGUGUUUUAAACUAUCAAGAAAAUGAGAUCAUCCAGCAGAUUGUACAGCAUGACAGGGAUAUGGCCCAUUGUGCCCACCUCAUGCAGACACCUCCUCCAGCUCCUCACCCAGCAGCGACUCCAUCUUCCCACACCCCCGUCAUCUGGGCACCUCUUAUUCAGGCUCCUCUACAAGCUGCCGCAGCCACCACUUCAGUUGCUAUUGCCCUAACUCGCCACCCCCAUUUGCCCCAUACCCUCUUCCGACCCCCUGUCCCACUGCUUGGCUCUCUGAAAGACCAACCAGGGUAUGUAAAAAGGUUCCCAACUGCACUUUCAGGUGCUGCUGCAUUUGGUGGCUCCUCCUCAACCAGCUCACAGUUCAGUUCUUGUAUAGAGACCCCAAUUCUGGACACACUCAGGGCCGAGAGAUCAUCUACCUCCACAGCACCACCACCAUCCUCCAGCUCUUUGCCAUCCACCAUCACAACAACAGUCACCACCACCACCUCCAACAUUACAGAGUCUUCCUUCUACCCCCAUAGACCCCUUGCUUCCCACGGGUCCAAAGACUUCAGUAUUGCCCAACUUCAUCCCCAACCACAACUUCCUCAGGCGUCUUUUCCCAGCAUUGCUGCAACACUUCCUGGGUUCUUCCAAAAAAGAGCAAUUGGAAGAGAGGCUGUCCAGCUUGCAGUUCCAUCUGCGUCCACCCUUACUCCUUUGAUAGCGCAUUCAGUAAGUCCAAUCCUGACACAACUGCAUUCAGCUCAGCCAACUCCUCAACAAACAAAACCAAUACAAGAUUUGAAUAAAGUUGUAAGGACAGCCUCUCAGUCUCCCAUAAAAGAGUCUCCUGUCUGCUCCAGGAACAUUACUGAACAAGUCCAGAGUACAACAAUUGUCCCAUCCCAACAUGGUCACAUUGGUCUACAGACGGAUGUACUUUCCCAGCUUUCCCAAGAACCAUCUGCUCUUGCUUCCCUUGCACAAUAUGGGUCCAGAAAUGCGUCCCCAUGUAGCACACCUUCAGCCUGGAGCCCAACAUGCCAGAGUCCUACAGUGGAGAAGAUGAGAAUGUCCAUGCACAGCCACCCUGCUAGCAUCUCUGGAUCCCAAAGCUCACUCCUAACCCCUCAGACACUCUUCCCACCGCCACCUCAACCAAGAGAAAGGGGCGGAUCUCUAGUUGACCUACCUACCCAAGACUUAAGCACCAUUUCCAUGUCUCUCCCCACCCCAGGACUACCUGAAAAAUCCAAGCCGGCUGGAAGAGGACCUCAACCACCGGACUUAUCCCAUCACAGAGGAUCUGCUUCAGGUUACUCACCACUCCCGUCACCCCCUCCCCAUAUGAAACCAUUUAGCUCAAUACCUGGUCAUGUUGUCCUAUCAAGACAAACUUCCAAGUUGUCCAUAACUCAGACUGGGUCCUCAGGUGGGUCACCAGCCCAUGGAUCUAGUGACAGGUCCACCCCUGGGACUCCAAGCUUGCACCCCAAACUCCCAUCGAACUUGUGAAAAUGGAUUGCACCCUCCUACGAUGAGUGAGCAUUUUUUUUAUACGUCAAAGACACUAACAUUUCUCACUAGAGAAGGGGGGUGUGUGUUCAUUGACUUGGAUUUCUAUCGGUCCACUGACUUCCCUAUUUGUAAUUUCAAAAGAAGGAAUGGACUAACAAAACUGACCUAAGAAUGAAGGUGUGACUUAAAUUUGUCUUCCAAGUUCUGUCAGUAAUUUUUGCAAUAUUAUUGUCUGAUGAAAAGACUGUAUAGGGAUAUGCAAAUUACGACUUCCAAAAAACAAAAACAAAACAAAAAAGUCAAAGUAAUAAUUCUAAAGGACAUGCGUAUGUUUGUGAUUGUGUGUGUGUGUGUGUGAGCGAUUGCUAUUGUCAUAUUAUAAUAGAGUGCUCUUUUUAAAGGAGGGAAUUAUGUUGGGUCAGGGAAGCAAAGCUACAUUCAUUGCACUUCAUCAGUCGGGCAUCAUCUGUCACUGUGAGAGAACACGCCGUACAGGUCUCUCUGGGCAGGUGGCACAGAUAUAUACACACACAGGUGCACAGAAAUGUUCACACAUGCACAAACAAACCUAGCCCUCAACAUCCCAAUUAUCUAGACCGCUAGACCUUGACCCCAUGCAUACCUCCUUGCUGACAAAGAAGUACUGCUCAGUAUCUAUGGCCUUUCCUUUUUGUAACAAUACUGCCUUAGUGUCUGGACACCAGGGAACGACACCCUCACUUCCACAACAGAACCGAGAAUAUUAAGAAUGUUUUGCAAUCAUUUUGUAUGUGCUUUGUAUGUGAACUUGUGCAGUACUUAAGCAAUAAAACUGUAUGCUUGGUUUUUGUACAUGCAUGGAGGUUGAACUGUAAAUUGCAGCUUUCUUCCUGUCAAAUAAAAGAUACUGGGUGAUUGUGACAAUGGCAAUGACACUACUAAUAGGACGCAGUUAUAAAAAAGCCCACUGCAGUUACCAAAGCUUAUGAGUUAAGAACUAUAAUUACAAAGUCAUGUUUGAAGUUGGGUUUGUAUGUUUCAUUUCUGUUUUCCAUCUGUUCAUAUGCACAUUUUAUAUAAUGCAGUAAGCCUAUGCCCCACAAUUUGCAUGAAGUUAUUUAUCCUUUCUGGUUAUGCAAUAAAUGUUUUGGUUAUUACGUAUUAUAUUCAUAUAUUUUAAAUGGUUCAAUUUUUUUAUUUCACAGAUAUUUCAGCAGAGGUACAGCAGACUAAAAUAAUAAAAACAACUCUGCUAACACAAUAGUUAGCCUAGCACCUGCUAUGAUAUGCCAAAUGUUGCUGGUGGUAAAAGGAGGAAUAGUAUUUUUCUAAGUGUCCUUCCUUUUGAGCAAAGCUUACACAGAUGGAUCGUGAAAAUUCCCUGCUUUGUCCCAAGUUAUUAUUAUAUAAUUUAUAUGAUUUUAUAUUACAUGUCUAUGUAUAUAUCUAUUUAUUGUGUAUGUGUAUGUUUUGUUAAUCUAUAGAUUCAUAAUUUAAACUAUAUACCGUCAUAAUCAGUCUGCAGAUACUGUCAUUAUACAUCACUCGGUCCUUCCACACUCAAUUCUCUUCCAUUCCUGCAAUGUGCAUUUGACUAUCAUAUAAUUAUUUUCAUUUUCAGACCCUGAUUUUUUCCAAGUUAACAUCAUUCCCUGCAUUGAAGUCGGAUAAAAUUGCAAGGCAAAAUGCAAAUGAGAGUGUUAUACGUGAUGUUGAAUAUUAAUGAGUUAAAUAUCAAAACAUCAAAGAGCUUUUUGUUAGUAUUACAGUGCACACAAUACAUUACACUGUAGUAUUUCUCUAUUUCAGGUCUGAGUGUGUGUGUAUGGGUGUUUUACUGUGGAUUUAUGUUGUAGUAUUUUAUAAUAUUCUGUGCAUUUAUUAUUUAUCAUAACCAAAGUGAGGUAUCAUAGAAUAUUGUUAUACAGUAGCAUUUUUAAACCCAUCAACAUAAUUACCGAUAAGUACUGGUGGCUUGUGUUCAUAAAGGAUGAUCAUUCCGUUUUGGUGUUUGAGUGUAAUAAUCCAAAACAGAAUUUAUGAUCACUGUAUGGCAGAAUGGUUAAGCCAUAUGGCAUAUCCACGAUGGACAAGCUGUGUCAUUAUGCAUUGGUCUACACUGCACUUUCAGUUCAUGAAAAAAAUAAAAAUUGUUCUUCCAUCCUAA